GGAAGAGACUAAGGGGAGCUUCUCUGUAGAUAUGCGCGUCUUCAUAAUGAAAACUACAAACCUGAUGUCUACAUAGACUUCUCCCUUAGUCCAAGGCUCAUAUUCAGUCUUUCACUUUGUUCCAGGACCCAACAACACAGCCAUGGGACAUAAAUCCUCCAAAUCAAAUGCAUCCAAAACUCCUCCACUUCUCAACGAACCAUGGAGGAAAAUAAACUGGGGAGACAAACAGAGCAAUCUACAGUAUGUGAAGAACUACAAACCUCAUGAUGGAGGCCAGCAGCUCAGGAUUCUUCUUCAUGGCCCAGCUGGAGCUGGAAAGUCCAGUUUCAUCAACUCUUUUCAAAGCCUGUUACAUGGCAGAAUGUACACACUGGCUUUGGCAGAUAACAUCUCUCACGACAGUUUCACCAGGAAGUACACAACCUACAAGAUCCAAAAAGAAAGUCCAGAGUCCUUUUACCCUUUUGUCUUCAGUGACAUCAUGGGCCUGCAAACAACCAAUGGUGUCCAAGUGGAAGACAUCAAACUGGCUUUGAAGGGACAUGUGAAGGACGGUUACAGGUUCAAACCUGAAUCACCGUUGUCAGAGGGAGAUCAAUUCUACAACAAAUAUCCCACUGCCAAUGACAAAGUGCACGUUCUGGUCUGUGUCAUUAAUGCCAACAUAGUGUCUGGAAUGACAUAUUUAACUAUAGAGAAGAUUCGGAACAUCAGGCUGGAAGCCAGCAACCUGGGAAUUCCUCAAGUGGCCAUCCUCACCAAAAUUGAUGAAGUCUGUCCUGAAAUCAAACAAGAUUUACAGAACGUCUACAAGAGCAAGUCUCUGAAGAAUAAGAUGGAGCAGUUCAGUGCAGAUGUGGGUUUUCCCAUGAACUGCAUCUUCCCUGUGAAGAACUACCAUGAAGAAAUCGACCUCAACAAUGACGUUGACUCGCUGCUCCUGAGCACGCUGACAAACAUCAUCAACUUCGGAGAAGACUGCAUCAACUUCAAAAAGAGUCAGUCUGAAUGUUGAGACAGAUGUACGGGUAUGCUCCUCAAUGUUCUCAGAUAACAGUGGUCCUGCAUACUCAGCAGCUAUAAUACCAGGUGUGUGCUUCAUGUAAAGUGCUGCCAGUGAAUAAUGUAGCCAGAAGUUCCUUUUUACUGGUUGUGUUCAGCUUCAUGUUGGGUCAGCAGGACAUUUUUAUGGAUCAGGGUAACAGAUUGAUAAUGUCAUUUGAAAUGGCAUUGUUACUUAAGCUGUUUUUGUUUUUUGAUGUGGAGUUUUUUUUUAUUUCUUUAAUUGUGGUGAUGUGCUUUUUGAUUUUAGUCUCAUGCUUCUUUGUGUUUUCUUUGUUUUCUAACUUCGUGGGGCCAUGUUGAAAACAAAUGUUUUCACUGUUUUCCUUUAGAAAACACUGUGUCUAAUCUAUAAAAUCAAUCAAUCAUUGUUUGAAUGCAGCAUAAAAAGGCUGUAUUUCAUUAUAAACAAUCAGGUUUUAUAACAAUCUUGUAUAUGAAUUCCUGAUUUUUUUUUUUUUAAUAUUUGUUUUAGUUUAAAAACCCUGAAAACGUGGCUUCAAAUGGUUAUAGUAUUUCACCCCAACAUGAAAUAUUUAUGACUAAAUUAGCAGCAAUUAAGGUUUUAAAAAACAAAACAAACAUCUUUGGUUAUUAUUUCUUAAGAAUUUAACACCAGUUCAAUUUCAAGACCUUUAUUUGUCCCCAAGGGGCGAUUAAUUUUGCUGCAGCAGCAAAGAAGUUGACACCCAGUACAUAACAACAAAGACGACGACAUCGAUUAAAAAUACAGGGUCAGACCAAUGGGUAAAUGAAUACCACAACAUUAAAAGUUUAAGUUCAAGUGAGCCUUAUGUGCGUUACCUAUUCUUUACAGAGUUAAGCAGAGAGAUAGCAUAGGGAAAGAAGGAGAAUUUAUAUCGCUUUGUUUUGGCCUGUGGUUGACUGAAGCGGGAACCAGAAGGCAGCAACUUAAAUUCUGCAUGCAGGGUGUGAGAACUAUCAGACAUGAUGGAUUCUGCCUUUUUAAGCACAUGUCUAUUUUACAGUUCAGUUAGCUCCCAAUGAUUUUGCUGCUAACUUUAUUUACCAUUGCUAAUGUGUUUUUCUGUUUUAAACUAAGAGAAGCAUACCAGCAAAUACAUGAUAGUAAAGUAGAUUUAAGAUAGUAAGUAAAGACGGACUGAAUAAAAGAUUUAUAAAACAAUGUCGUCAGGGAUCUGUCCACUUGAAACUUAGUUAGCUUUCUCAGACAGAAAAGACGUUGCUGACUUUUCUUACUCAGCAUAUCUGUGUUUAGUUCAAAGGUCAACUUGUUAUCACUGAUGAUUCCCAGAUACUUAUACGACUCAACAAUUUCAACCUCUUUUCCAUCUAUAAUCAUCUUUUCAGGAGUUGGAAAUCAUGUCUUUUGUCUUCGUAACAUUUAAGUCUAAAAAGGCUUCUUUGCACCAGUUUAAAAAAUAGUGUAGUACAGGGCCGUGAGAUGUUUCAGUGGAGUCCAUUAAACUUACAAUGACUGUGUCAUCUGCAAACUUUACAAUAUAGUUAUUGGUCAGUUCACUGCGGCAGUCGUUGGUGUACAUAAUGUAUAAAAGAGGAGAGAGAACACAGCCUUGAGGGGAGCUGGUUGAUGUCACUGAUAUUCCAGAAAGAUGUCCAUUUACUCUCACUCUCUGUGUCCUAUUAGUGAGAAAGUUCUAAAUCCAUCCCACCAGGUUGUAGUCCAACCCAAAGUUUUUUUCUAUGAGCUUCUGUACCAAUAAAUGGGGCUGGAUGGUGUUAAAGGCAGAUGAGAAAUCCACAAACAGCAGUCUGACAUGGUUUUUGUUACCCUCUAAAUGCUUGUAUAUGAGGUUGAGCAGAGUUAUGGUAGCGUCCUGCACCCCCCUGUUGGCUCUGUACGCAAACUGCAGGGGGUCGAGGAGGCGUUCAAUCCUACCAGCAGUUCUUUCUUUUUCAGUUUUUCAAAGGACUUCAUAACUAAUGAAGUUACAGGUCUGUAGUCAUUCAGAAUUUUUGGGUGGUUGCUUUUUGCGAUGGGAAUAAUUGUAGAUUGUUUCCAUAAGUUUGGGACUAUGUUGGCACAAAGACAGAUUAAAAAUAUAAUAAAAAAUGAAGCCUAAUUGAUCGGCACAAUGGG
Messenger RNA from Micropterus salmoides (largemouth bass), 3148 nucleotides. Its product is annotated as interferon-induced protein 44-like. The record is from RefSeq and is a predicted model, not a curated record. Lineage: Eukaryota; Metazoa; Chordata; Actinopteri; Centrarchiformes; Centrarchidae. Bases 143 to 1018 code for a protein of 291 amino acids. The transcript has 8 exons.